AUGGCUGCUGCUAUUAAGAACCUUGUGGACAAAUUCCAGGGCCACUCUGAACCCGCCCUUCGCGAACCUUCUGCCGAGGAGGUCCAGGAGCUAAAGCAGAAAUAUGAGCAAUCAGGACAAUCACAAGUUUUUGCGUUCUUUCACGACCUGAGCCAAACAGAGAAGGCUCAGCUUUUCCACCAACUGUCCAACUUUGACCCGACCCGUAUCAACGAAUUGGCCGACAAGGCUCUGAACCCUCCGAAGACCGAGGAGACCGCUGCCGUUUCCCUUGAACCUCUCCCCGAAGUCGCUACCGCCUCCAUCCUAGAUUCGGAUCCGAAAGAAAUACAAAGAUUUUACGAUGAGGGUCUUGAUCUCGUAUCAGAAAAUCAAGUUGCGGUAGUCUUGCUUGCUGGUGGACAGGGAACACGACUGGGAAGCUCGCAGCCAAAGGGUUGUUUCGAUAUUGGGCUCCCCAGCCACAAGUCUUUGUUUCAGAUACAGGGUGAGCGCAUCGCCAAACUACAGCUUCUAGCAAAGAAGAAGUCCAACAAAGAUGCCGUGAUUCCUUGGUACGUAAUGACGAGUGGGCCGACGCGAAAGCCCACGGAGGAGUACUUCCAGGAGAAUAACUACUUUGGGUUGGACAAAAGCAACGUCACAAUCUUCGAGCAAGGUGUCUUACCAUGCAUCUCGAACGAGGGCAAGAUUCUGUUGGAGAGCAAAUCAAAGGUGGCCGUUGCUCCCGAUGGCAAUGGAGGAAUCUACCAAGCUCUGCUCACAUCUGGCGUAAGAGAGGACAUGCGAAAGCGCGGAAUCAAGCACAUCCACGCUUACUGUGUCGACAACUGCCUGGUCAAGGUUGCGGACCCUGUUUUCAUUGGAUUUGCAGCCUCAAAGAACGUUGAUAUCGCUACAAAGGUGGUGCGGAAGCGCAACGCUACCGAGUCGGUGGGUCUGAUUCUUCAGAAGAACGGCAAGCCAGAUGUUGUUGAGUAUUCCGAAAUCGACAAAGAGACAGCAGAAGCCAAGGACCCCAAAAACCCAAGUUUGCUCAAGUUCCGCGCAGCCAACAUUGUGAACCAUUAUUACUCUUUUGAGUUCUUCGACUCCAUCGAGACUUGGGUUCACAAGAUGCCGCACCACAUCGCCCGGAAGAAGAUUCCUUGUGUCAACACAGAGAGUGGCGAGAUUGUCAAGCCUGAGAAGCCAAACGGUAUCAAGCUUGAACAAUUUGUCUUCGAUGUUUUCCCCAUGCUUUCGCUUGAAAAGUUUGCGUGCAUUGAAGUCCGUCGCGAGGACGAGUUCUCGCCGCUCAAGAACGCACGGGGUACCGGAGAGGAUGACCCCGACACCAGCAAGCGUGAUAUUAUGAACCAAGGUCAGCGGUGGAUUGAAAGUGCAGGCGGUGUUGUUGUCACAGAGGAGAAUGCUGUUGGAGUCGAAGUCUCUCCAUUGAUCAGCUAUGGCGGAGAAGGACUAGAGUUUCUGAAAGGUCGCGAGAUCAAGGCACCUGCCGUCAUUGAGAAGGAGGAAUAA
Molecule: messenger RNA, 1521 nt
Organism: Aspergillus calidoustus
Lineage: Eukaryota; Fungi; Ascomycota; Eurotiomycetes; Eurotiales; Aspergillaceae
Source: the annotation of a GenBank genome assembly